UUGUGGGUGCAACCAAAUGUUCUAGUAUUUUCAGGUUAACCAGUUUACAGUUUUUGUGUAAUUGUAAUGUUAUUUGUGAAGGCGUUUUCUUAUUCAAUUGCAAUGACACAUCUUCAAAUCUUGAGAUUCAGACAUCCUGAAAGGCCAUAUAAUGCACAAUGGAAAGCACUGUUUCUGUGAAUAACAAAUGAUCAAAAAGUAAGCAGUACACAGAAUUGAAUCUCACUUUGUAAAUAUGAAACAAGAGAUGGACUUCCUCGAUGUAAACAUGUGUUCUGAGCCAACCAUUAUGCAAAUUAAUUCAAACAAACCUUCAAUGGAACAAGGAACUAAUGAAAACGGCCGAUCUGUGCUAUCCAGAGGGGAACAAAAUGCUCUCACCAAUUUAGAUUGUGACACCACAAGACAAAGUCUUGAGUCUAAUCUUUACCAAAAGCUGGAAAAAGAAAGACCGACAACUGAACAUAUGAAUUCUCGAUGUCAAGUUGAUAUCAUUGAUAUGAGAAGUGAUCAACAUGCAGAUUAUAGAUUUAUUUUAGCUUUUGAAGAUCAAGAAUCUAAGUUUGUUAUUCUUCGACCAUUGAAAAGCAAUGAUGCAAAAGAUGUGGCGGUAGAGUUGUUUGAUAUCUUGGCAAUUAUUGGAGCCCCCAGAGUUUUACAAAGUGGUAAUGGCAGACAAUUUGCCAGCAAAAUAGUUUAUGCAUUAAGAUCCUUAUGGACAGAUCUUCCAAUGGUACACGGAGAUCUAGUGUUACCUUCAACCAGUGUCAAACGAGACUUCACAACUUUGUUGAAAAACUGGCUUCAUGAUAACCCUGCAAAAACAUGGUGUGAAGGAUUGCGGUUUGUUCAAAUCAUUGAGAAUACUACAUUUAAGCAAGAAUCUGGUAGAACAGCUCACGAGUUGCUGUUUGUAAACAAUGUUCUUGAUGACUCUAAAACUGCUAUUACAAAAGAAGAUAUGAAGAUGAUAUGGAGCGAAGAAGAUUUGCAAGAAGCAUUGAACCAUCAACAAGAAAGCAUUCAAUCAACUAAUCACACAUCCAGCUCAAAACUGAUAGUCAAUAAUUACGGAGAACAAAUAUUGCCUAAUAAUCCAGUCAGCUACACGGAAGAGAAUCUCCCUAUGAAAGAAGAUACCACAGAUCCGGAUAGUACCGAAUUUGAAAGGCAAACUAGACAAUCGACUACACAUUGUAAUAAUUCUAGUGGAUUCAAAUUCGUGAAUGUGAAAAAUGAAAGUCCAUUAAAUGUUUCACUAGCAGAUGAUUCUCAAUCAGAUGACGAAGUAACUGUGACGUCUCAGGGUAAAACAAGAUCAAGAAAUAAGUACCAAUUGAAGUGUAAAAUUUGUCAAAAAAGAUACAUGAAGUUGGGUCAUUUGAAGAAUCACCUCAAGGCACAUACAAAGGCGAAUAAAUUCGAGUGUACGAUAUGCUCUAAGAAGUUCCGGCUUGUUACUGUCUACGAAAAACAUAUGCGUCAAUUUCACAGCUCUGAAAAAACUUCGUUUGAUGCCAGAUAUGCUAGAAUUGGAGAAGGCCUGGAAAGUGAUACAGAGGAAACUUUGAAAUCUAAAAGACUUAAAAAAGUUGAGCCCGAAAACGAUGAGUCCAGCCAAAUUCAUCGCAAGAAAGUUACGAAAAAAGUUGGGAGACAGUCAAGUCAGCUAGGUGGUAAAAAACUAUCCAGAGAAAAUCGAGCCACUAGAGUAAAUGGUUCACCUCCGUUAGAAUGCAGCUAUUGCCAGCAAAAGUUUGACUUUCCAAGUGUGUUGAAAAGGCAUGUGAGGUCGCACACAAACGAACGACCGUAUGUCUGCCAGAUAUGCAAUAAGAGCUUCAAACAGUUGGGGCACCUCAGUCAACACUCUUUAACUCAUACGGAUUAUCGUUCCUUCCAAUGUGCGAAGUGCGGCAUAAAGUUUGAGUCUUUGGACAGUUUGAAAAUACAUUCACAAUCUCAUAGGGGUGAUACAGUCAUGUACAGGCCAAAAGAAGUGUACCGUUUAUUUGAAUGUGAUAAUUGCAAAAAAGUAUUCACAACCAAGAGUGUGUUGGAAAGACACAUAUUUACACACACUCACGAACGUCAAUUUGGUUGCAAAGUUUGUGGAAAAAGGUUCAAACAGGCUGGGCAUGUCAAGUCUCACAUGUUGGUACAUACGGGGGAGCGAAAGUUUGAAUGCAAAGUUUGCUCAAAAAGGUUCAGCCUUUCAAAUUCUCUCAAAAAACAUAUGUACAUUCAUAAUGGAGAAAAACCUUAUCAAUGCGAUGUGUGUGGUGCUCGAUUUCUUGAGAAACGAAAUUUAAAUGGUCACCUAAUGACUCAUACAAAUGAACGACCAUUUUCAUGUAAUAUCUGUGGCAAGAGAUACACCCUUGCUGAUACACUCAGGCGCCACGUCAGUGCAGCUCAUGAAGAUGGACGGACUUACCAGUGUGAGAUUUGUGCUAAGAUGUUUAAACAACUAGCUCACUUGUAUGUGCAUAAAAAAGUUCACACAGAUGAACGACCCUAUCAAUGUCACCUAUGCGAUAAAAAUUUCAAGCAUAAGAACGUUUUGAAGUCUCACUUGGCUAUACACGCCAACCUGCGACCAUUCGAAUGCGAUGUAUGCAAAGCUACAUUUGUUAGAAAAACUAAUCUUCAGACUCAUAUAGCUUCUGCACACAUGAACGAGAGACCAUAUGUCUGUACAAUUUGUAAUAAACGAUUUAAACAAGUAAGCCACUUGAACGGUCAUGUUGUUGUACACAGUAAUUCUAUGCCAUAUCAAUGUGAUUUUUGUGAUCGGCGUUGUAAUAGAUUGGAUAACUUAAAGAAACAUAUGCGUCUCCACACAAAGACUAAAGAAUAGUAGAGUGCUUUUUAAGAAGAUAAUAGAAGAUCCAAUAAAAAUUAGUUUGAAUUCAUCAGUAAUUUUAGCUACCAGAACAUUUUUUUAGAUAUUUGUCUGAAGUUUUGGACCGACUAAUGUAAUUUCAGUUAGUUUUUAUUGGCUAAGACGACAUAGUGUUUGUACUAUUCUUUCCAUGAAACUACUAGGUAACAUAACCGUCUUUGCUAGCUACGAUAAUAUUUUACUUAUCUCGAAAUCCAGCUACUGGUUGACACAGACUUUGAAUUAUUGUAUCGAAGUUACUUGAAGAUCAGACAUAGAGGGGUCCAUUAUGAUUUAUAAUUGCUUAACAUUUAAGCAUAUUUUCUAACAUACAUAUGUAUACAUUUUAUUGUAUGUCAUGUAUAAAAUAUUUUACACUGCCUAUUAAUGUUUUCAUUUUGAUAUCAAUGUAUUGAUACUAAUAGUUACGUAUUCGUUCCAUUAAUCCAUCCCAUGCAUAUGAUUGAUUUUCGGAAAUAUCCGUCUAUCAUUCAAGCAUAACAUCUCGACAUCUUUUGCUUUCGUUUGGUUUUGAAUUUCUCUGUGAAAAAAACCAAUAGCAUAAAAAACGACUGUUCCUUUACCCUGAUGCCAUUUGGUUGCAUCUAUACCUAUUUUCACGAAUUUUACAUACUAGCACUAAUUUACAGCUGUACGGCUCGAGUACUUUCAGCUAGAAGUCUGAAUCAUUAUUUUUAUAAUUAUAUUUGAUUAUAUCAUGUUCCUGUGUUGACCUUACUGAAAGAUUCUUAGAAUGAGACUAACGGUAGAUUAUAACAAAAAUAGUCUUGAAUUCCAUGGGUUGAUCCUGUAAAACCAGAUAUUAGUUUGUAUUUUUAAUGUACAAAAGUCAAUGUAUUUGGUGAUCGAACGAACAAUAUAAGUCAAUAUGAUGUCA
Athalia rosae (coleseed sawfly) is the source of this 3782-nucleotide messenger RNA. RefSeq names its product zinc finger protein 135-like. Gene Ontology annotation, cellular component: nucleus. The record is from RefSeq and is a predicted model, not a curated record. Gene Ontology annotation, molecular function: RNA polymerase II cis-regulatory region sequence-specific DNA binding; DNA-binding transcription factor activity, RNA polymerase II-specific. NCBI's taxonomy places the organism in Eukaryota, Metazoa, Arthropoda, Insecta, Hymenoptera, Athaliidae. The transcript is spliced from 4 exons. The coding region runs from base 236 to 2860 and encodes 874 amino acids. Gene Ontology annotation, biological process: DNA integration; regulation of transcription by RNA polymerase II.